AUGACUCAAGGUAUUUCGUUGGAAGACGUUUUUGAUGAUGUGGCUAACUUUUUGAACCAGAACGAUCUAGCGUCACUCUGUCUGGUAAGUCGCCGCUUCAAUGAGUUGGCGACUCCUCGACUAUACGCUGAUAUCACAAUUAAUAAGAAUCCAGUAUUGCGCUCGAAAGACUGGUGGAUUGAGUGUGGGAAAACGUAUGUCGCUGGGUAUCGAUCUAUAACCAAGAGUAACGACCAAAAUGAUUUAUUCUUAUACGAUAGGAUAUGCAGACUUUUAGAAAGCAAACAUUUGUAUCUGAUACGGACUCUGGUAGUUCAGGAAGAUGUAUUCAAUGAUACAGAGGCCGGUAUGCCGUUAUUACAACGAUUAAUUGAUAGUGUGAGAUCGUUAAAUCAAGUAACAAAUUUGGAUAUUAGAGACUCCGUUCUCUUCCAAGCUAACAAAGAGAAGUUGAAAGGUAUAAGACCAUCUAAGGUGAUGAGAAUCCAAGAAAUUGGUUCUUUGAACGAUAUAUCAGAUCUUGAGCAGCUCAAAUCGCUAGAGAUUUUUGUGACAUUACCAUCGUUUGAUAAUGUCAUAUUGUCUGAUGCAGUGAAAUUCAAACUCUUGGCAAACUUGGAGGAAUUGGUGAUAGAAGACAUAGAGUUUUCUUCUCUUAGAGUGUUUUACUAUUUCAAGGAACAAGGAGUGGUAUUCACAAAAUUAAAGAGUGUGAAGUUCAACCAUGUCCAUGGCAUACACGAUUAUAACAAGACGUAUCGUGAAUUGACUGCUGAUUUCUUGAAAGAAGUGAUCCCGUUGAAACAGUUACAGUCAUUAGAAAUGGAGUUAGCAUGUGAGAUGUCGGAAUGUACUUGCAUCGAUGAUUUUUUGUCCGAAAUCUCUAGCGAAUUAGUAUCUUUGAGGAACCUUGCCUUGAUCGAGAAAACUUUCGUUACUCAAGGUGACCAUUACACUGAGGAAAAUUGGGAUCUUUCCAUAAACAGAUUCAUAUUACAUUUACCUAAUGUAAGCCAGAAUCUACAGACUUUAAGUGUCAGACACAAUUGCCCAAUUAAUGGAAUACAGAAGGAUAGUGUUGAGGGGAACUAUAUCAGAAGAAGAACUUUGUAUGAAGAGGUGCUUCCUCAUUUGAAAUCGUUGAAGAAAUUAUUUGCUCCCACUAUCUUGCAAUCGUUGAGUUCCUAUGAGAUUCUUGUAUGUGAUCUCUUAUGGAAUGGUUGCGAAUGUGAGAAAUGCACUAAAGUGCUAGAUAUUUUCGACCAAUUCAUUCAGAACCAUCAAUACUACUCUUACGAGGAAGGCCAAUACAAGGACAUAAUACCGACUGUUUUCUUUGCAUACGCUGGUGAUUCACUUUGUCGUAGGUUCCUGACCGAAACAGAUUGGGAUUUAAAAGCAUUGCAGUAUUCUCCGACGCAACAAAUGUGGGAUUUUCACGGAUACGAAAACGUCUAUCAUUUCCAGGACUAUAACUGCCAUUUUGACGAAUCUGCAUAUACCCAUCUAACGCAGGUGAUUUCCCAUUUCUUCGAUGACUACAUGAAAACUUUGGUGAAACUCCUCCCAAACUUAACCGUCUGUCUUCUAUCAGGUAUUUAUUACCAAGUAUCAGAUGAUCGCCAGUUCUCGUCUCAAUACGAUAGGUAA
Molecule: messenger RNA, 1650 nt
Organism: Kluyveromyces lactis
Lineage: Eukaryota; Fungi; Ascomycota; Saccharomycetes; Saccharomycetales; Saccharomycetaceae
Gene: ROY1
Product: Roy1p
Exons: 1
Coding region: 1-1650 (549 amino acids)
Source: RefSeq, a predicted model, not a curated record